Elgaria multicarinata webbii is the source of this 837-nucleotide messenger RNA. Its product is annotated as alpha-tectorin-like. The record is from RefSeq and is a predicted model, not a curated record. The transcript has 6 exons. Gene Ontology annotation, biological process: cell-matrix adhesion. Lineage: Eukaryota; Metazoa; Chordata; Lepidosauria; Squamata; Anguidae. The coding region runs from base 1 to 837 and encodes 278 amino acids.
AUGACGGCAGUGGCUCAGCUGGCACCUUCCCCUCUGAAAGGGGCGCCGGAGCCGGCAGUGGAGUCAUGCCCCCUCCGUCGAGCUCUCCUCUCCUCGCCGGCCGGCAAGGAGGGAGAAUUGUUGCUGUAUCCUUAUGGGACAGACCAAGGUGACACAAAGAACCCCAAGACAGAUGAUGGAACAUCUCCAGAGAUCUUCAUUAAAGUUCCUUUCUCCUUCUAUGGCCAUGAUUACCACAGCCUCUACGUAGACAACAAUGGUUUGAUCACCUUUGGUGUGGCAGUUCCAGAAUUUGAAAUCACUCCUGACCCUUUACCCUUGGAUGGUGGACCACCUCUUGUUGCUCCAUUUUGGGCUGAUGUCUUCCCUCCUAUAGGUGGGAAUGUCUUCUGGCGGCAGACUCAGGACUCAACACUGCUCAGAUGCUGCACUACAGACAUCAAUGAGUACUUUCCUGAAGCCCCCUUCACGGCUGUCUGGGCCUUCAUUGCUACAUGGGACCGUGUGGCCUAUUAUGGAUCUAAAUCAAAGAAAGUCAACACCUUUCAGACUGUCUUGACCACCAAUGGGGAGUUAUCCUUCAUCAUGUUGAUCUAUGGUGACAUCCAGUGGACCACAGGGACAACAAAUGGUGGAAAUCCUAAGACGGGCCUUGGAGGAACUCCAGCACAGGCUGGAUUUGACAGUGGAGACAAAAUAAAUUAUCACGUCAUGCCCGGUUCCCGCACCCUUGAUAUUCUCCAUCUUGCCGAAACCAGCAAUGUGAAUGACCCAGGUCGCUGGGUGUUCCAAGUCGAUCAAUAUGUGACAGGUAUCAUCACAGAUUGCUUCUUGUAA